Molecule: messenger RNA, 768 nt
Organism: Trichoplax adhaerens
Lineage: Eukaryota; Metazoa; Placozoa; Uniplacotomia; Trichoplacea; Trichoplacidae
Exons: 6
Cellular component (GO): eukaryotic translation initiation factor 4F complex
Molecular function (GO): translation initiation factor activity; mRNA binding; protein binding
Source: RefSeq, a predicted model, not a curated record
AUUCUAAAUAAGGUUAAAGCUAUUUUAAAUAAAUUAACGCCUCAAAAGUUCGAUGUCUUGGUUGGGAAUUUUAAAGAAUUGACGAUUGAUAAUGAAGCAAGAUUAAUGGGUGCCAUAGACCUAAUCUUUGAAAAGGCAAUUGCUGAACCAAGCUUUAAUCGCUGCUAUGCUCAACUCUGCCUGCUAUUACAGGAUACCUCAAUACAAAAAGGAGCGGAUGGAUUAUCCGGCAAAUCUAAAAAUGUAACAUUAAGACGAUUGAUCUUGAAUAAGUGUCAAGCAGAAUUUAGCAAAACUAAAAGUUUCGAUAGCAAUAAAGCGGAGCGAAAAGAAAAAAGACUAGCCGAAUGCAACACGAAUGAAGAGAAGCGUCGGGUACAGGAAGAAUUGGACAUAGAAGAAAUUAAAGCAAGAAAGCGAUCACUUGGAAAUGUUAAAUUUAUUGGAGAGCUAUUUAAAUUAGGGAUGCUUAAGGAGAAUAUUAUACAUCAAGAUUGCCUUGUACAAUUAUUUCAUAACAGUGAUGAAGAUUCUUUGGAAAGCUUAUGUGGCUUUAUGACAAGCGUUGGAAAACUUCUCGAUAGGCCUGAUAUAGCAGAUAGGAUGGAUCAAUAUUUUGACCGAUUGAAAAAAUUAACGCAGAAGAAAGAUAGGAUUUGUGCUCGCAUGCGAUUCAUGAUUCAAGAUGUAAUUGACUUAAGACAGAAUAAUUGGGUGCCUAGAAGGGCAGAUAACAAUCCUAAGAAAAUUGAUGAAAUUCAUCGUGAA